AUGGGGCAGAGCAGAGGCAGCAGGCGCCGGGGCGUUGAACCCUUCCGCUACUCUUCCAAGCUGGCGCCGCGCCGCCUGCUCACCAAGCCCGCCGACCCCGCCUCCAAUGGCGGCUGGGACAACGCCAACCACGACCUCAUCGUAGCGGUGGGGGACGAGUACGUCGUGCGCGACCUGCUGGGCCAGGGCACCUUUGGCCAGGUGUUCAAGUGCGUGGGCGCGGAGGACGAGGACGACGGCGAGGCGAUCGCCAUCAAGGUCGUGAAGAACCAGGCCGCGUACUACCACCAGGCGCGGGUGGAGAUUGGCGUGCUGCA
This is a messenger RNA of Chlorella variabilis, 317 nucleotides long. RefSeq lists its product as hypothetical. NCBI's taxonomy places the organism in Eukaryota, Viridiplantae, Chlorophyta, Trebouxiophyceae, Chlorellales, Chlorellaceae. Gene Ontology annotation, molecular function: protein tyrosine kinase activity; protein serine/threonine kinase activity; ATP binding. The transcript has 4 exons. The record is from RefSeq and is a predicted model, not a curated record. The annotation marks the transcript as partial. Gene Ontology annotation, biological process: peptidyl-serine phosphorylation; peptidyl-threonine phosphorylation. Gene Ontology annotation, cellular component: cytoplasm.